AUGCUUCUCUAUUCUACCCCAUUGCAGCACACUUUGGAAGUUCGCUUGCCGGCGGGUCUCUCGUCAGAGAUGGUCACCAUCUCGGUGAAGAAGGGAGCACGACUCGCGGUCGUGGCGGAUCUGUGGCAUCGAGAGCACGACUCGCAUUACGAAUGGGAAGUUUUAUUCGCACAAUCGGACGUCGACAUGGCGUCCAUACGGGCUGUCUUCGAUGUGAAUGGCCAGCUGGUGAUCCAUGUGCGGCGGCGAUCCGGCAUUGAUGGUCUGCCACCGCCGCUCAUCUGCUCGCGUUGA
Dichomitus squalens LYAD-421 SS1 is the source of this 294-nucleotide messenger RNA. RefSeq lists its product as uncharacterized. The transcript is spliced from 2 exons. The coding region runs from base 1 to 294 and encodes 97 amino acids. NCBI's taxonomy places the organism in Eukaryota, Fungi, Basidiomycota, Agaricomycetes, Polyporales, Polyporaceae. The record is from RefSeq and is a predicted model, not a curated record.